Entamoeba nuttalli P19 is the source of this 1392-nucleotide messenger RNA. RefSeq lists its product as hypothetical. Lineage: Eukaryota; Evosea; Mastigamoebida; Endamoebidae. The transcript has 2 exons. The coding region runs from base 1 to 1392 and encodes 463 amino acids. The record is from RefSeq and is a predicted model, not a curated record.
AUGAAUGAAGAAUGUUUUUCUAAAAUUCCAAAUUAUAAAAAAAUUGUUUCAGGACAUUCAAUUGGAGCAGAAUGUUAUGUUCAUGAAGAUUUUAUGAAGAAUCAUUUUAGUGAUGCUAAUAUAUCAAGAUGUGGACAAUGUUUUGAAUUAUUUGGUCCAUCAUUAAAACCUUUUACAUGUAUGAUUGCAGGUUCAUAUUGGGCCAAUUUAACGGUUAUAUCAAAAAGUAGUAUAGCAAGAAGUAUUAUAGUAAAUUCAGAUGCAUUUAGUUAUUUAGUUACAGAAAAUCAAGAUACAUCAAAACUUGCAUCACAAAUAUCAAUUAGAUUAGUUGAUUGUCCAUUUACUGUUCAACCUAAAAUAGCUGUUAUUGAUGAAACUUUUUCUGAAUAUAUUUUUCAACCAUUUAAUUCUAAUUUAUUAACAAAAUAUAUGCAAAUUGGAAAUUCAAUAUUUACAUUCUCUAAUUAUGACGAUUAUUUUCAUAUUCCAAAAACUUAUUUUUCUAUUAAUUCUUCAACAGAAAUUCGAUUAAUUUCAACUGGAAAAUAUGUUUUAAAUAUUUUUAUUACAAAUAUUGAAAAAGGAAAAAUAUAUUCAUCUUCAAACACAUAUCCAAGAAAAUAUAGUAUUGAAAAAUGUGACUAUGUUCCAAAUCAAUUUGUAUUAACUCAAGACAAAUAUGAAGAUAACUAUUUUACUUGGAGUUUUUAUCAAAUUAAUAAUUCUUUAAGUAUUCCAUUAACAAAAACAAUAAAUAAUACUAUUGAAGUUAUUUCAACUGAUGAAUCAAAUGAACAGAUUAUUGGUAUUAAAUAUCCUACUUCUUUUAAAAUUACAUAUCAUUUUAGAUCUUUUGUUUUAAAUAUUAAAACUAAAUCAAAUAUAACACUUGAUUCUAUUAAAUUAUUAAAUAUGAAUGUGUCAAAUAAAGUAAUUUCUUUUUUAGAUAAAUAUUGUCAACAAACAGUAUUUAAAAAAGUUGAAAAUUAUACUGAAACAAUUUAUUAUAAAACAUAUUUAUUUGCAUUAAAUAAACGAUGUGAACAAUAUAUUAAUUUUAUCAGUCUUAAAUUUAAUAUAAAGAAAGAUGAAUCAUUCAUUAUUUAUGAUACUUAUUUUAUUCCAAGACAAGAAAUUGUUUUUAAACAAUGUUCAGUUGAUUCAUAUGAUUGUGAUUAUGCUGAAUGUGAUGGAUCUAAUUCAGUUAUUGAAUCAAAUAUUACUCAUUUAUGGAAAGAAGGUUGUCAUCCUCCUUGUGGUAAAUGUAAUACAGGCUAUAUUUGUUCAAAAGGGAGUGUUUGUGUAAUAAAACCAAAUCUAAAUAAAAGGACAUCAUCAUCAAAAAGAAUAAUACUCUUUUUGAGUAUCAUUCUUUUUGUUUUUAUGUAA